This is a messenger RNA of Aspergillus clavatus NRRL 1, 618 nucleotides long. Its product is annotated as protein transporter TIM23. Gene Ontology annotation, biological process: protein import into mitochondrial matrix. Gene Ontology annotation, molecular function: transmembrane protein transporter activity. NCBI's taxonomy places the organism in Eukaryota, Fungi, Ascomycota, Eurotiomycetes, Eurotiales, Aspergillaceae. Bases 1 to 618 code for a protein of 205 amino acids. Gene Ontology annotation, cellular component: mitochondrial inner membrane; TIM23 mitochondrial import inner membrane translocase complex. The transcript has 2 exons. The record is from RefSeq and is a predicted model, not a curated record.
AUGGCGAUCUGGGACUCAUUCAGUGGCCGCAAGCAGGCCCAAGGAUCCGAGGUUUUCGACCCUUCGACUGCGCCGGAUGCCACCUCCUUUCUCACCGAAUCCCUCAUCCCUGAUCCUACUCAGCUUCACCCUCUGGCCGGCUUGAACCAAGAAACCCUCGACUAUCUUACUCUCGAAGAUACCUCUCUGGACGAACUACCAGGCUCGCGAUCAGUAUUGCCAUCUCGUGGGUGGUCGGACGAUUUGUGUUACGGAGCUGGAACUACCUACCUUGCUGGUUUGACGGUUGGAGGAGCAUGGGGUCUCGUUGAAGGACUGCGACGCACACCCGCCACAGCGCCUCCGAAGAUCCGGUUGAACACUGUUCUGAACUCGAUCACCAGACGAGGACCCUUCCUCGGCAACUCGGCAGGUGUCGUGGCUAUGGUAUACAACGGCUUCAACUCCGGACUUGGAUAUGUACGGGGUAAGCAUGAUGCUACCAACAGCAUCGUGGCCGGCGCUUUGAGUGGAAUGCUCUUCAAGAGCACCCGAGGAAUCAAACCCAUGAUGAUCUCCGGCGGUAUCGUGGCUGGUAUCGCAGGAACCUGGACCGUCGUCCGACGCGCUGUCCUGUAG